UCAGUAGAUAAUUUUAUUGUAUAUUUUCAUGGUUUAUUGUUUGAUGAUCAUGAGGAGAAAGUCGUGAAUAAUUUUGAUGAGUUAGUUAAUGUUUGGAAAGAAAUAGAAAUACUUCAACAUCACAAUAAAAUUAAGAAACCGGGCGUUAGCGAAUUCACUAAAGAUAUGUUAGAAAAACUUUUAAAAGUAGUAAAGGUUCCACCUAAAAUUAACCAAAUCAACAUUAAACCAUGUGAAUUACCUAAGGAUAUGGACAAUUUCGCAAAAGAACAUGGGAUAGAAUUAUUAUUCCAUCGCGAUCCUAAAG
This is a messenger RNA of Acaulospora morrowiae, 307 nucleotides long. The record is from the annotation of a GenBank genome assembly. Lineage: Eukaryota; Fungi; Glomeromycota; Glomeromycetes; Diversisporales; Acaulosporaceae.